Molecule: messenger RNA, 1167 nt
Organism: Aureococcus anophagefferens
Lineage: Eukaryota; Pelagophyceae; Pelagomonadales; Pelagomonadaceae
Exons: 1
Coding region: 1-1167 (388 amino acids)
Source: RefSeq, a predicted model, not a curated record
AUGGUCAACGCCAAGGACCGCCCCGCGGGCAACGUCAGCGUCUCCGAGGUCGAGACGCACUUCGACGCGCGGUUGACGGACAUGUCGACCUACGACCCCUUCAUGGACAUCUCCAUGAUGUUCUACGCGAACUCCCUCCAGACCUACGUCGAGGCCUUCGAGCGCGACGGCAUCCCCUACAUGCUGCUGAAGUGGCGCGACAACUCCGGUUCCAAUAUCAUCGACGACUGCGCGGACACGGCGACGUCCGCGUCCAGCGUGUCGUCGGACUGCACGGAGGGCUCCGUCUUCUUCUCCUUGAUCGUCCACGUGCCCCACACGCAGAUCAACUUCGAGCUCGUGUCGUCGCUCGCGCCGGAGACGGCGGGCGGCAACGCGAACGUCACGGACGCGAAGGAGCGCAACGGCGCGUCGGAGCGGCCCAUCUUCGAGGACCCGACGGUGCGCAUGUCCCACAUCGCGUUGAGCUUCGCCGGGUCCGCGCCGCCGGGGUCCGACGACCUCGUGCCGCUGGCCAUCUCCGAGGCGACGUCCGACAUGGCGACGGUGACGGAGUACUACACGACGAUUUUGUCCGCGGACGUCGACUACGACUCGGAGGACUCCGACGACACCAUCGACGGCUACACGAUGAAGAUCUUCCGCCUCCCGGGCGCGCCCAUGCCCGUCAAGGUCGUCCAGCGCCACGUCGAGUCGAACUACGCGUUCGGCGUCACGGAGCUCGAGGUCGCCAAGAACAGCGCCCACAAGGAGUCCUACGAGUCGCCCAUCUGCGGCUUCGACCAGUACAUGGACAACCACUUCGACCUCACGCAGUACGACUACCCCGUCGACGAGUGGACGACGCGCCUCUCGGACUACGGCUACAAGUGGCACUGCAACCGCGUCGGCUUCGGCUCCCUCGACAUCUACGCGACCAAGCCCUCCGGCGACGUCAUCCAGCUCGACGGCUACCUCACGGACCCGGGCAUCGACUACAUGCUCAACCUCGGCUGCUACAACGUCUCCAACGUGCUCUUCCACAUGUGCUCCCAGGGCAAGUGCUCCUGGAAAUCCGAGAACUACUCGCCGGGCGACUCCACCGACGACCCGGAGGACGCGUCCUCAUCCUCGACGGACGCGUCCUCCGCGACGACCGCGACGACCGUGCCCCAGCGCAAGCUCUAG